AUGAACAGGAAUGACAGCAACGCGCCUAAAGACUGUCGUGGAUUGGGGGGGUUUUAUUCGUACAAAAACACAUUUGAUGAGGAUAGUGUCUGGUUGGAAAUUCCGAAGCAGGUGACGUUUAUCAACGUCACGGACCCGUACACGGAGAAACUGGAUAUCUCUCUGAAUGUCUUCGAAAAUACGACUGCAAGUGAGCUCUCAGACCCGUGGCAUGGGAGGAGGAUAGACCUAGCUAGCCAGAGUGCAGCCCAGGCCCACGGCCUUGAAGCUUUAUCUGCAGCUGCAGCAGGAGACGCGCACGGUCUGCAACCACAGCAGCAGGCUUCCAUAGCGAAUGCAGCCCCACUGCCAGGAAACUCCGCUGUGCACACACAUCUCAGAUUCAGCCAGGCUGGAUCUCAAUAUCCUCCAGAAAGCAGCAUCCCUCCCCCAAACCCAGCAAACCCAGUUGACCCUCCUUCCCCAUCUGCCUCAAUAACGUCGACUAGUAACAUCAAUUUGCCUUCUCGAUCUGUGUCUCCAUACAUCGACCCAACCCUUCGUCCGCCUGAUGCUAUAGUUGGCCUCCCAGUAACCUCGAAAGCACUUCUUUCUCAUACAGGGCUGGAGCAGAACGUUGAGACGGAUAUUAAAAUUGCAUUUUUACUUCGACAUUUCUCAGAAUCCCCUGGAAAAUGGAUGGAUCUUUUCGACCUUGGGGCUUAUUUCGCGUCUUAUGUGCCUGCUAAGGCUGUUACCACACCCGUUCUCAGAUAUGCUGCCUGUGCAUACGCCGCGAAGCAUCUUGGUAGAGUUAAAGGGAUGAAAGGCAAGCCUAGUAUUCUUCACGGUAGGCAGCCAACUAUUGAAUCUUGGCCUGGCAUUGAAAACACCAACUGGCAUCUUCUUGGAGCUGCUUAUUAUGCCAAAGCUAUUCAGUUUCUUAUGGAAACACUACAACACGACGGCCAAAGUCCCACAGAUAGUCGAGGGGGAUGGCAUGAAACCAGAUCCUGCGAUGGAAACGAAUAUACCCACGCGCAUAACAGACGUAGAAGGUUCUCUAAUGGACAAAUUUGCAAUAUCCAGUCCGAUGAGGUGCUCACUGCAACUGCAAUUUUGUCCGUCUAUGAGUUUUUGGAUGCAACAGGCCUGGCAUGGAAUCGCCAUCUAAGCGGCGUGAAGUCUCUGCUGGACAUUUCGGAAAUUGGGAUGAUGUCGCAAGAACAACGAAUGUCACUUGAUGGCGCAUCGUUCUUUUCACGAGCACGGCCGGCGAGCUUUUCAAGGGCAAGAAAGGCAACGUUCUGGAACUUUGCCCGGCAGGACUAUUUAUCGGCUUUUAUCAACAAAUGCAAAUGUAGACUGGACACGGAUGAUUUAUUCUUGUGGAAAGAGGCAGGCCUCCUCUUGGACGGCUCAGGUCUUGUUCAGCCAAGCAACACAUCUGCCACAACGGACAGUGUUAUGGCGGAAGAUAUGGUAUCAAAUGCCAUGGUAUGGUUGUCUUCUAAGAUUGUGAAUUAUGUGGUUAGCACGAGACAUGCAGAUACGGCAUCUGCUACUCAAUGGCUUCAGCUGAAAACGGAAAUGGAUACGUGGUACUGUGGGCUGCCCGAGGCCUUCAGACCAUGUGCGCGAAUCGACCAUUAUCCUCCAUCACUCGAACCUAAUCAAGAGCUCUAUCCCUUUACGAAAAUUUGGUAUAGUAUGCCUAUGUGUGCGUCUGCAAUGCAACACUACCACAUGGCUCGCAUCCUGCUUCUAGCCAAUAAGCCACCUCAACUUGCCAUCCAACGGGCAACUAUGGCAAACAGGCCAGCGAAGGAUGAGAUUCAGCUCCAUUGUCAUGAAAUAUGCGGGAUAUCCAUGUCUCGACCUGAAGCAUCCGUGCGUAUUAACUCUGUCCAGCCGUUGUUUGUGAGUGGCCAAUGCUUGACAGAUAGUCGAAAAAGGCAAACUGUUUUGAACCUGCUUAGAGGUAUCGAGAGCGACCUUGGCUGGGCCACAGAGUAUCGUACUGAACAGUUACUUGAACAAUGGGGCCGGAACCAUGGCACUGUCGCUGCAUGA
Molecule: messenger RNA, 2052 nt
Organism: Ophidiomyces ophidiicola
Lineage: Eukaryota; Fungi; Ascomycota; Eurotiomycetes; Onygenales; Onygenaceae
Exons: 4
Coding region: 1-2052 (683 amino acids)
Biological process (GO): positive regulation of transcription by RNA polymerase II
Cellular component (GO): nucleus
Molecular function (GO): DNA-binding transcription factor activity; transcription cis-regulatory region binding
Source: RefSeq, a predicted model, not a curated record